Molecule: messenger RNA, 222 nt
Organism: Didymodactylos carnosus
Lineage: Eukaryota; Metazoa; Rotifera; Eurotatoria; Philodinida; Philodinidae
Source: the annotation of a GenBank genome assembly
AUGUGUGCUACGAAAAAUUCGUGGAAGAGUCGGGGUCCUGUUCGCGAUAAUGUCGUUCGCUCAAAUGUUGGGGUCGCUGAAAUGUCAGUCGCUCAAAUAUGGGGACCGCUCAAGUGUCGGUCGCUCAAAUGUUGGCGCUCAAAUGUCGGUCGCUCGGAUGUCGAGAUCACUCAAGUGUCGGUCGCUCAAAUGUCCGUUGACGAAGCUUGGCAUCAUAAAUGA